UGGCGACGGCGGGGCGGUGGAGCGCGCGCGUCGGGCGGCAGUGUCGCAGCGGAGACUUCCCUGGACUGAGAGGCGAUCAAGCCGAGCUGAACCGGCGCUGGCGGCGGACUGAGGCCGUCAUGAGGCCGUCUGUGGUCUGGACGGCGACUGCCCUGCUGCUGUUCUGCCACCACGCCGCAGCCAAGCAGAAGAUCAAACUAGGGGUGAUUUUCGACACCGAGACGGACCAGCUGCAGUCAGCCAUGUUGGCCGCCAUGCGCGAACAGCAGCGCAACCCCAGCCUGGACUUUGUGCUCGACCCGACUGUCUCUGUCAUCAACACGGUCAACGUCUACAAGAUAUCGCGACUCAUCUGCGACAAGGUGUUCUCGCUAGGGGUGCACCUGAUGCUGGGCUACGUCAACCCGGACGCCUUCGACACGCUGCACUCCUACGCCAACACGUUUCAGAUGCCGUUCGUCGCUCCUUGGUUUCCACAGAAGGUGCGUCAGAUGUCCACCUCAUUGGACUAUGCCCUGAGCAUGCGGCCCGAGUACCACCAGGCAGUACUGGACAUCAUCAACCACUACCGAUGGGAUGACGUCAUCUACCUGUACGACUCCGAGGACGGUCUACAUCGGCUCCAGCAGAUGCUACAGUCCGUCACUCCUGGUAACGGGACGCUACGCGUUCGUCACGCCCACCGAAUCUUCAAAGUCGAGGAUGCCAUCUCCUUCCUCAGACAGCUGGAGCUUCUCAACCGAUGGUCGGUGAAGCGGGUCGUCCUGGACUGCAGUGCUCGUCUCGCCAAAGACGUGAUCGUCGCUCACGUCAAGGACGUGCAUCUCGGCCGACGCAACUUCCACUACCUUCUCAGCGGCCUGGUGAUGGACGAGGAGUGGGACAACAGCACUCCGGAAUACGGCGCGCUCAAUGUCACCGGCCUGCGCCUGGUCGACCCGCGCCGACCUCAGGUGCAGGCCAUUCUGCAACGCUGGAGUGGCCAGGCCGGCAUGGACCGACUCCUAUCGGCUCAGACCGCCCUCAUGUACGACUCCGUACUCGUCAUCACUGAGGCACUGCGCCAGCUGUGGCCCGAGCUGCUGCAGCUCCACCAGCGCCGGCUGAAGCUGCCGCAGCCGCCCGGCAGCCCCAGCGCCGCCAACGUCGUCGAGGGCCGCGUGUUCAACUGCUCGCAGGGCUUCUCUGACGUCACUGGAUAUGAGCACGGCGGGAAGAUCAUGAAACAGUUGCGCAAGAUUGAAAUCGAAGGUCUCACUGGUAACAUCAGCUUCUCCCACGAGGGCAAGAGGAAAGACUAUACUCUAGACGUGGUCGAGAUGUCAGCCAACAGCCGCCCUGUCAAGGUCGGUGUGUGGUCGGACGUGUACGGUUUCAGCUCGACUCCAGUUCAACCGAAACAGGUGCAGCAGGGCAUCAGAACGAAAAACAACACCAUCAUCAUCACAACAAUCGAGGAACCGCCUUUUAUCAUGCAGUUGAAAGGAGAGGAUGCCAUUAACAAAACCGGAAAUGAUCUGCUGGUGGGCUACUGUAAAGACCUGGCGGAUCUGCUGGCAAAAGAGAUCGGCUUUACAUAUGAGAUGCGGCUGGUGAAGGACAAACGCUACGGAGCCGUCAACACUUCGGUGGAGGGCAACUGGGACGGCAUCAUCGGCGAGCUGGUCAGACGGGAGGCCGACAUGGCCAUCGCACCCCUCUCCAUCAGCCUUCGAAGAGAGCAGGCGGUCUUCUUCACCAAGCCCUUUAUGACACUGGGAAUCUCCAUCAUGAUCAAGAAACCAAUCAGGAAAAACCCAGGCUUCUUCUCGUUCCUGAACCCGUUCAGCCGCGAGAUCUGGCUGUGCGUCGUGUUUGCCUACUUCGGCGUCUCGAUCGUGCUGUUCCUGGUGUCGCGUUUCUCGCCGUAUGAGUGGCGGCUGGAGGAGACGGUGCUGGGCACGGCCGUCACCAACGAGUUCACCAUCUACAACAGCCUGUGGUUCGUGCUCGGCUCGCUGCUGAAGCAGGGCAGCGACAUCAGUCCACGCUCGAUCUCUGGCCGUCUGGUGGGCGCCUGCUGGUGGUUCUUCUGCCUGAUCCUGGUCUCCUCCUACACGGCCAACCUGGCCGCCUUCCUCACCGUCGAGAGGCUCGUCACUCCGAUCAACUCGGUGGAGGAGCUGGCCUCUCAGAGUGACGUCGAGUACGGCACUAUGCGAGCCGGCGCCACUACCGACUUCUUCAAGAACUCCAAGCUGGGCGUGUAUCAGCGGAUGUGGGACUUCAUGUCUUCCAACGAGCACGUGUUCGUCCAGACGUACCGCGAGGGCAUCGAGAGGGUGCGCAACUCCAAGGGCAAGUACGCUCUGCUGGUGGAGUCGACCACCAACGAGUACGUCAACGGCCGGCAGCCGUGUGACACGAUGAAGGUCGGGCAAAACCUCGACUCCAAGGGCUACGGCGUGGCUACGCCACUGGACUCUCCGUGGAGGGAUGCCAUCAACAUCGCGGUGCUGCGGCUGAUUGACUACGGGGAGCUGGCCAAGCUGGAGAACAAGUGGUGGUCGACCAACUCCGAGUGCAAGGAGGUCGAGGAGUCGAAGGCCAGCGAGAUGCUGCUCAGCAACGUGGCGGGCAUCUUCUACAUCCUGAUUGCGGGCCUGGUGCUGGCCAUGGCUGUGGCGCUCACAGAGUUCUGCUGCAAGUCCAAGACGGAGGCCAAGCGUGCCAAGACGACUCACAUGGAUGCCAUGAAAGCUCGAGCCCGCAUGACCAUAUCCGGAACAGCUGACGUCGACGGCAGUAAGGAGGCGGCGCCAGUGGACUCAGCCGCCUCCGGUGAGGCGAGCGUCGACUCUCGCCAGGCCUACACUCCGCCAGAGGAGUUCCGCGACCGAUUCGACGACGAGACGGGAGAGUUCAUCGGUCUGCGGCGGCUGGGGAGGUAGCAGAACGGCUGCGGUCGACACAGACACCCUCCAGCCCGCAGCGAGCUGCCGAGGGAAGCAUUGUGGAAGUGGACUCCCCCGCGGGAAAAAUGGACUCGUCCGGAAUGGCAGCGACCCGCCUCGCGGCUUUCUUAGCCGAAAGUUACGAGGCCGUGUGACAAAGUGACGCGCGUGACGACUCGUUCAUCGAGUUGGUCGCCAUGAGACGACCUCACCCUCCAUUAGGGCGUAGGCUAGUCCUGAUUGACAGCCUGACCCGAACUGGGUCAAGGACAAGGAGAUGGUCCAGCCAAUGGAGUGUGAGAUGUGGUGACUACCCGUGCGUGGACAGUGAGUGAUUGUGGACUUUGUGUCGGCUGAGGACACUCCGACAACACAAUGUCUGCCCGAUGUUAACGAUCACGCAUAUGUUAACUGUCACGCAGUGUAUGAAGUCGUAUGUUAACUGUCAUCCGCAGUGUAUGAACAGUAUGUUAACUGUCACCCAGUGUGUGAAGAAUCGGCUACAAGGCUAGUGAUUUCCAUAGGAGAUGUUCUUCUGCUUCCGCUUUCGCUCCUCAGUCUGUGACGUGCUAUGUUGCCGCGUGCUUCCGUAGAACUGAAGCCAGAAUCGCUGCCAGGUCAUGCUGUAGAAAACGGUCAUUUUCGAAGGCUUUCGCUGGAACAACAUAGCUCAUACAUAUUCAGUGGUUGCGGAGUUGUGGCUGGGGUAUGUCCUUCGUGAAAAUCCAAAACCGUACUGCAAUACAAAUAAGUUACCGAGCAAAAAACAUGCAGUUUUGAAAUCAUCUCGCUCCACGGUUUCUCCACUUCCGCAAUUGCUGUAUUGAGCAUGUGUGCUUCAAGCGCAUUAGUUACUGGAAACGUAGCAUUCUGAGAAAUACCUGACAUGGCAAGGUAUCAUGGCUGUUCAUGCAUUGUUUUGUGGUGAGAAUCGCAGAUGAAUGUGUUUGUAGUAGUGAAGUUGUGCAAUUUCGUAGCAGUGAUUAAUUAUUGUGCUUACAAAUAUGGAGAGGAAAUGACUAUUUUACAUCGUUAGAGUACAACUGCCGCCGGAAUAUUAGUAUCAAUGUCUUCCUGUGAAUUUCGUACUGGCCACUCGUUGGGCUUAUCAUUCCUACAGUGACAGCUUUAGUGAGCCUUUAGUAAGUCUAUUCCUCCAUCAUCUUUAGUGAGCCUAUACCCACGCAUACUUUUGUUUUUAUUACAAGUAUCGCUAAUGCCUACAUUCUUGCACCACGUCAUAUCCAAGCACUACACCAUUACAUGAUGUAACUGAGAUGAAGCUCAACCAUCACCCUCACUCCGCCAACCCCUGUCUGUCCAGUCCGGAGGUGAAGCUGCACCUCUAAUAUCCCGGAAUGAUGUCCUCGUGAUGUGUACUUACGCGUCUAUCUGUCCAUCCGUGUCUGACGGCCGCGGCACGCAGAUGCCGCCUGACGCGCGCCGCUCUGAGGUGCAGUGAGGUGUACUGAUGUACGCUGACGUGUAAUGGCGUGUACUGAUGUAUACGCUGACGUGUAAUGACGUGUGAAGACGCGCUAAGGGGCGCCGGGCGCUGAUGUGGAGAGCGGCGGUCCCGGGACGGAGAGAAUGGCCGACUGACCGGGGUCACUGUUGUACUGAAUGUGCAGUACUUUGUAGUAGCCAUAAAUACACAGCCAGGGGUACUGGAA
Messenger RNA from Amphibalanus amphitrite, 4606 nucleotides. Its product is annotated as glutamate receptor 1-like. The transcript is spliced from 21 exons. Gene Ontology annotation, cellular component: postsynaptic membrane; plasma membrane. Bases 120 to 2930 code for a protein of 936 amino acids. Gene Ontology annotation, molecular function: glutamate-gated receptor activity; transmitter-gated monoatomic ion channel activity involved in regulation of postsynaptic membrane potential. Gene Ontology annotation, biological process: monoatomic ion transport; modulation of chemical synaptic transmission; synaptic transmission, glutamatergic. NCBI's taxonomy places the organism in Eukaryota, Metazoa, Arthropoda, Thecostraca, Balanomorpha, Balanidae. The record is from RefSeq and is a predicted model, not a curated record.